Saccoglossus kowalevskii is the source of this 3594-nucleotide messenger RNA. RefSeq lists its product as uncharacterized. NCBI's taxonomy places the organism in Eukaryota, Metazoa, Hemichordata, Enteropneusta, Harrimaniidae. The record is from RefSeq and is a predicted model, not a curated record.
AUGGCGAGCUUUACUGAAUCGGAGAGUCAACAGUCUACUUUGGAAUACUCCGCCGUUGUGAUCGACACCGAUGAUGAGGAAGCUAAACACGCGUCCAUUGAUCACCACGAUGGGAAAGAAAAUACAAUACUUCCAAAUUCUGGUAGUGGUGCUAUCUUACCUCCGCCGGGAGAACUUAACUAUGAUGACACGAACAGAACGUGUUCUUUUACAAGUGGGAACCCUUUUUUCGAUUUUGUAAAUACUACAUCGGACAGUGGCGAAACUUAUAGAUACUCCUCAUUGUCACCCAGUGGUGGCCGAGGUUAUUGUUAUAACAAAAACACAUUGGAUGCCUGGGACGAUGAUAGCUUAUCCAUCCCAUCCCCGUCUUUACCGGAUAUUGGGGUCAAUGCUUCUAAAGUGAUAUUAGGCGGUGAGUUUGGAAAUGAGGAAGACAAAACAAGUUCAGCCACUAUGCCCUACCAGUUUCCUCUUGGCAUUGAUGCAGGAGGUGAUGGAGAUACCGAGGGGGUUACCCAGGGAACACGCACACAAAAUGAUGAUUCAUUUGAUACUGAUUUACAGCAGUUAGCAAUAAUAUUUGAGGAGGUUGAUGUGAAUUUUUUGCGAGAUAGACUUGUCAGUCUUAGAAACCAUGCUAAUCGAGUUACAAUAAUAACUAAUGAAUUGUUAGAGGAACAAGAUGACCAGCACUCUAUGCAUCCAGAUGUCAAUGCUGGUGGUGAGGGAAAUAAUGUUACAUUAUCUGGGGAUAGCUUUGACAGUGUUUUUGCUGAUGUUGACAAGGUACUUGAAACUUUAAAGUUAGAAUAUAACUUGGCUCAGCUUCCUGAUGCCAACGUGGUCUUUGCAGUUUUAGAAGAGCAUAAAGAUCCGACCACCAGACGCAAAGCAACUAUUGAUUUUUUUGUGAAAGCUACUUCUAAUGAGCCAAUGAUUGUUGAAACUGUGGAAACUACUCAGCAAUUACCAGUUGGUGAAGCAGAUCAUGAUCCAUUAAUUGACGACUCUGACUGGGACGAUCGUCUGGCAAUCUUCACACAUCAUCCAUUUUAUUCAGACUUGAAAGUAGUUGCUAAGGUAUUUCCACAUCGAGACCCGAAUGAAAUAAUGGCGUAUCUCGAGGCUCAUCAUGAUAAAGAUCAUCGGAGACAGAUUGUUACUGAAGAACUACUUGUUUUGGAAGGCGUUGGUGAUAGUCAAGGUAGUGUGGAAGGUGUUAAUAAACGACAGCGAUCAGUUGUUGUUGAUGAUGACGAUGAUGAUGACGUGGAAUUUAUUGGUGUUAUUAGCAAAAAGGUAAAACAAAGUAAUGAUAAUAAAAAUGAUGAAAUAAUCAUUCAGGAUGAAAACGUGACAAAUACUGAAACUAUUCCUGAUGAAACAACUGCACAGCCUGUUACAGUAUUGGAGCAGGAUUUUUUGACUAUCAAAGGCCUUAUCCCGGAUGCUGAUCCAAACUACAUUUAUAACAUGUUGGAAAACAUGAAAGAAAACCCUAACCGAGUGCCUGAUUUGGCAAACACCAUGCUUGAAAAAAGAGACUACCCAAAAUUGAAUGAUGUUAUCAAAGAACAGCAGAGGAUUGCAAAGAAGAAGCAAAUAAUGGGAGACGAUUUUAACUUGGUGGAAUUCAUCAAAUUAUUUGAAAACCCAACAGAAUAUUUUUAUAACGAGGACAAGCUGAUGAGUGAUAAUUAUUCCAAACAUGUGAAAGCAAAACUGAUGAACGAGUUUCCUGUGUUUACUGCAGAAUUUAUUCUUCUAGUGAUGAAAAAACACAAUAAUCACUUGACGCCAACACUGAGGGAGCUUGAGCAGGAUCAGCAACAAGAGUUUGCGAAGGUGUGCAAUUAUCAGUCAAAAGGCCGAAAAUACAAAGGUUUUCAGAAUCGAAAAAAGUAUCGACUGAAGCCGAGGACUGUACAAGAACCAUGGCCAGAGGAACUGGAUGAGAUAUUUUUCAAGGAGUUGAAGUUUGUUCAACAUGAGAGGGAAAUACAGAAUAUUAUUGAUGAAAGAAACGUUCAGCGAAAUGAGCGAAUCGAAGCAGCACGUGCCAGUAAUUCACUUCUUGAAUGUGGCUGUUGUUACGAGGACGAACUCUUGUCCGAAGACAUGGUGUCCUGUCCAAAUGCUCAUCUCUUCUGUAGAAACUGUGUCAAAAGGUCAUCUCAGGAAAUUAUAGGUCAAGGUCGUAUAGACUUCCCUUGUCUUUCACCAGAAUGUGAUAGUAUGUUCACAGUGACUGUGCUACAGAAAGUCUUACUCCCCUCAGUUAUGUCUAAUCUCCUCAAGAGGAUUCAGGAAGAAGAGAUCAAGAAAGCAGAUAUACCUAAUCUGGAGACGUGCCCGUUUUGUACGUUUGCUACCAUAAUGGAUAAUCCAGAUGAUAAAGUAUUCAAAUGUCAAAAUACAGAAUGCUUGAAGGAGUCUUGUAGAUUAUGCAAGGAACUGAACCAUAUACCAUUGAGGUGCGAAGAAGUAGAAAAAGAAAAUGAAACUAAAAAACGAACAUUUAUUGAAAACCAGAUGACUGAGGCAAUGUUAAGAACUUGCUGGAGGUGCAAGAAAAAGUUCUUCAAAGAAGAGGGCUGUAAUAAAAUGACCUGUAUGUGUGGCGCCUCUAUGUGUUAUAUUUGUCGGCAACCCAUCAAAGGCUACGAACAUUUUGGAACAGCGCCGGGACAGUGUCCCCCAACACUGGAUAUUGAUCAUCGUAUGUUUCAUUUGAAAGAGGUGGCCUCAGCUGGUGAGAAGGCCAAGGAUGUUUAUAAAAAAGACAAUCCCGAAGAAUCUGAAGUCGAUUUAAAGUAUGACCCCAUGAAAGAUGUUACUAAAGAUUUGGAAACUACUGGUGGUAAUCAAAGAAGGGCAUUCGGUUUGGGACCACAAGGUUUUCAGUUUGGUGGAAUAGUACUGCCACCUCCUCAUCCCUUUCAAGUGCAACGCUUUCAGGGUGGAGCAGGAACCGGAGUGCAAAUCAUUGCUAAUAAUACAGGAGUGCGUGUGGUACAAGGUGGUAUGGGCAUGAUAUUCCAGGGACCUAGACCUGCUGGCAAUCACAUAGCUCAACAUGCUUUUCAAUUUGGUGGCAAUCAAGCUGCUGGUCAAGUUUUACAGGAUCAUGAUGGUUUUCAUAUGGCUGGGCAACCAGCACAGGGAAAUGGUAAUCAGAUAGCUGGGCUACAACAGGGUGGAAUUCGGAUAGCUGGGCUACAACAGGGUGGAAUUCAGAUGGCUGGGCUACAACAGGGUGGAAUUCAGAUGGCUGGGCUACAACAGGGUGGACUUCAGAUGGCUGGGCUACAACAGGGUGGAAUUCAGAUGGCUGGGCUACAACAGGGUGGACUUCAGAUGGCUGGGCUACAACAGGGUGGAAUUCAGAGGGCUGUUCAGGACAAUGGGAACCAGGUAGCAGCAGCAGUACCACAUAAUGGAAUUAAUAUUCAGUUUGCUAAUCCAGCACCAGUAAAUCCUUUUCAUGAUAACAAUGCCCAGAAUGGAGUGGCCAAUGCUAAUCCUGCUGCCAGAGCGAACCAGUUUAGAAAUUAUAUUAGGGAAAAUCGUAGGGUGCGAAGAAGGCGUUGA